Trichoderma asperellum CBS 433.97 is the source of this 2009-nucleotide messenger RNA. NCBI's taxonomy places the organism in Eukaryota, Fungi, Ascomycota, Sordariomycetes, Hypocreales, Hypocreaceae. The record is from RefSeq and is a predicted model, not a curated record.
AUGAUCAUAUCCAUUCUUUUCACAACCAUUUUUGCCGCGAUUUUGACCGUCCAAGGCCAACAAUUCGAUGGCUACAUAUACCCUCAUGACUUACUUGGGCUAAGCCAUGGCUGCUUUGAGGUUGUGAACAGAACUGUGUCGUCUUGUCCUGCAUGGCUACCGAGAUAUGUCGGUUUAGAGGGAGCAAGUGUUGAGAUUCUUCCCAGAGAGCAGCUUACUAUGUUGUGCGAGAGCUCCUGCCAGAAUGACUUGCGAAGUCUAAGAACUUCUAUCCUAAAAGCAUGCACGGCAUCUUCCGAUGUGAUGGUUCCGAACAAAUUCGCCUAUCCAGCAACUUUCCUGGUUGACCGUUUUCUCUACGCGGCGAGUCUAUCGUGUCUGAAAGAUAAGGCUUCUGGAAAGUAUUGCGACCUGGUUGUGUCUGAUUGGAUCAACCAGCCGAACUACACGAGCUCUCAGACGUGUUCUCAGUGCGAGCUGGGCGUACAGCAGAUACAGCUGGCAUCGCCGUUUGGGUUCAGCGACACGCUCGCUGAGGCUUUUGCAGAUAUAACGAAGAGCUGCAGUGCGGCAAAUUAUGGAUUUGCUACGCCAACAUCUUAUGCACUUAAUGCUACCACGUUCCCCUCUCCACCUGCCUGUACAGGAUCAUCAUAUACAAUCAAACAGGAUGACUCGUGCGUCACCAUCUCGGCAGCCAAUGGCAUGUCGACAUACCAGCUGAUCACCAAGAAUAACCUCAACCUCGGAUGCGACAAUCUCCCUGCUGUGGGCCAAUCGCUCUGUCUGCCCACCGGAAGUACAUGCCGUACUUAUCAGCUGGAUCUCUAUGACACCUGCGAAACUCUGAUGAUGAGUUGGAAUGCAACCCUUGCUCAAGUCCUGGCAUGGAACCCAAUGAUCAACUCGGCCUGUUCUAACCUGGCAUCGUGGAGAGGCUGGUACCUUUGUUCGAGCUCUCCAUCGGGGACAGUCAAUGUCGGUUCGGGCAACGCCGUGACGACCCCAGCCCCGGUGCCGUCGAAUGCACAGGGCCAAUCAAAUACUAGGUGCGGACAGUGGUACUACGUCGAGGCCGGUGACUUUUGCUCUUCAAUAUUGCUAAAGUUCAGCCUAACCCUGUCGGACUUUUACUUCCUCAACCCCCAAGUGGAUUCACGCUGCAGCAAUCUGUGGGCCAACACGUCUUACUGCGUCAAGCCUGUAGGAAACAUUGAGACCUACUCUGGAUACACGAUUACUACGGCGGCAACCACAUUCACGCGUCCAGAAACCGCAACUGACUUCGUGCCCAGCCCAGUCCGGACAGCUACCUUGCAGCCCAAGGCCUCCGGCACUAUCAGUGACUGCUACGAGUAUGAGAACGCGUUUGACGCCACUUCCAAGCUAAAGAAUCUGUCCGCGGCAAAUUCGUGCUGUAGUUGGGCACAAUAUGCCAACGUCACUGUUGAGCAACUGUUGGAGUGGAAUCCCAGCCUAUCGGGAAACUCCGCGUACGGCCUUCCGUUGCACCUUUACCUUGUCUUCUGCUCCAUGCGUUGCAUGUCUACUGACGGCGUUGCUUACUUUCUAGCAACUGUGGCGCUGCCAUACGACUAUUGCGCACCUGUGAACCGCACGCGCAUACCAGCCUCGUCAGUUCAGCCAUCGGGCUGUAGCUGCUACACAAACUUCCGCAUCCAGGACAAACGCAACUUCAACUGCUCCAUGGUUCCCGAUCUGUUCGGCAUAACGGUUGCGGAACUAACCAGACUGAAUCCCUGGAUUGGAUCCAACUGCGAUACUGGUAUUUGGAGCAAGAUGACCUCAGAUGGUUACGAGCAAGUUUGCGUCUUGAGAUCCGGCGCGCAGCCUACCGGCUCGUAACAACCACAACGCGCGUAAUUCCAACAACAACAACAACCGUCGAAACUACUCCGCCCGGCUCCUAAGCGUCCAAGGCUUACAAGAAGUGACACACAGCUAUUAUUGGAGACGAGUUUUGGAGAUUUGAUAAUACGGCGGGUAUC